Rotaria sordida is the source of this 327-nucleotide messenger RNA. NCBI's taxonomy places the organism in Eukaryota, Metazoa, Rotifera, Eurotatoria, Philodinida, Philodinidae. The record is from the annotation of a GenBank genome assembly.
AUGGAUGAAGCAAUAGACGAUAAUAAAAUCGAAUCUCAACCACCAAUAAUACAUGAUGUUGAAGAUUCUAUUGCAUCUCGUACGAAAGAAAUAACACAACGAGCAAAACGUGAACCUAUUCAAAUUCUACCACCAGCACCUAAAAUAAAAAAAGGUCAAAGAGCACAACAACGUAUAUUUGGUCCAAUACGUCGUUUUUAUUAUCGCACAUUUCGUACAGUUUCAAAACUAUGUACAUUUACUGAAGGUUUUGAUAAAAAACCAACAAUAUUUGUUUUACAUCAACUUAUUCGUAAUGGUAAUGCAUUUUUACGUGUAAAAGGAUAA